Camellia sinensis is the source of this 717-nucleotide messenger RNA. NCBI's taxonomy places the organism in Eukaryota, Viridiplantae, Streptophyta, Magnoliopsida, Ericales, Theaceae. The record is from RefSeq and is a predicted model, not a curated record.
CCUAGAUUGGCCCAAUUGACAUUCUUGAUCAAAGCUUGUUGAGCUUUGUCUUCUCUUCGCUUCAACACUCUCGGUCCACUCCAUUCGUAGAUUUGGGAGAUCGUUUGCGGCUUAAACCCUCGAAAGGUGACUCCAGUGAGCUUCGUUGCACUUUGCUGAUCGUUUUCUCUGCAAUUGCUAUGGCGGAUGAGGAACUUGUUGAUCAGAAGAAGUACUACGAAGAAUCUUGCAAGCCAAAGUGUGUAAAAUCUUUACUCGAAUAUCAGGCAUGUGUUAAAAGGAUCCAAGAUGAUGAUUCUGGGCAUAAGCAUUGCACUGGACAGUAUUUUGAUUAUUGGUCUUGUGUUGACAAAUGUGUUGCACCCAAGCUGUUUGUGAAACUGAAGUAAUGAGGGGAUAGCUUUGUUUUCAUGUCGCUCUUUUGUUCUUCAACCAGACAUCUCGUGGAUUGUGUCUUUUGCUGCAAACUUUUAAUGUUUGUAUGUUUACUUUUUAAUCAGCUUUAUGGGAGACCUUUGAGUUAAUAAUGACUUUUGUGGAUUAAAAUUGUUUUACUUGGAUUUUAAUGUUAAAACAGAUCUGAAAUAAUAAGAAAAUGUGUUGAGACUUUUCAUUAUUGCAAAAAUGAAGUUAAAGUCCCAUGUGCAGAGCUGAAUACCUAUACAAAAACAAGUUCGUGUGAAUUGUUUUGAGUUUGUAGAAUUUCAUUUACUAUGG